Molecule: messenger RNA, 942 nt
Organism: Suricata suricatta (meerkat)
Lineage: Eukaryota; Metazoa; Chordata; Mammalia; Carnivora; Herpestidae
Gene: PITX1
Product: paired like homeodomain 1
Exons: 3
Coding region: 1-942 (313 amino acids)
Biological process (GO): anatomical structure morphogenesis; regulation of transcription by RNA polymerase II
Cellular component (GO): nucleus
Molecular function (GO): RNA polymerase II cis-regulatory region sequence-specific DNA binding; DNA-binding transcription factor activity, RNA polymerase II-specific
Source: RefSeq, a predicted model, not a curated record
AUGGACGCCUUCAAGGGGGGCAUGAGCCUGGAGCGGCUGCCGGAGGGACUCCGGCCGCCGCCGCCGCCGCACGACAUGGGGCCUGCCUUCCACCUGGCCCGCGCCGCCGACCCCCGCGAGCCGCUCGAGAACUCUGCCAGCGAGUCGUCCGACACGGAGCUGCCAGAGAAGGAGCGCAGCGGGGAAGUCAAGGGGCCGGAGGACAGCAGCGCAGGAGGCGCUGGCUGCGGCGGUACGGAAGACCCGGCCAAGAAAAAGAAGCAGCGGCGGCAGCGCACGCACUUCACAAGCCAGCAGUUGCAGGAGCUGGAGGCCACGUUCCAGAGGAACCGCUACCCCGACAUGAGCAUGCGGGAGGAGAUCGCGGUGUGGACCAACCUCACCGAGCCUCGAGUGAGGGUCUGGUUCAAGAACCGGCGAGCCAAGUGGCGGAAGCGCGAGCGUAACCAGCAGCUGGACCUGUGUAAGGGCGGCUACGUGCCGCAGUUCAGCGGCCUGGUGCAGCCCUACGAGGACGUGUACGCCGCCGGCUACUCCUACAACAACUGGGCCGCCAAGAGCCUGGCGCCGGCGCCGCUCUCCACCAAGAGCUUCACCUUCUUCAACUCCAUGAGCCCGCUGUCGUCGCAGUCCAUGUUCUCGGCGCCCAGCUCCAUCUCCUCCAUGACCAUGCCGUCGAGCAUGGGCCCGGGCGCCGUGCCCGGCAUGCCCAACUCGGGCCUCAACAACAUCAACAACCUCACCGGCUCCUCGCUUAACUCGGCCAUGUCACCGGGCGCCUGCCCGUACGGCACGCCCGCCUCGCCCUACAGCGUCUACCGGGACACGUGCAACUCGAGCCUGGCCAGCCUGCGGCUCAAGUCCAAGCAGCACUCGUCGUUCGGCUACGGCGGGCUGCAGGGCCCGGCGUCGGGCCUCAAUGCGUGCCAGUACAACAGCUGA